CCAAAUCCGUUACUCUUCUUCUUCGUUUUGCCAACACGUUACUUCGCUCCUUCCUCUCCAUUUCUCUGUAGCUGCAGAAAACAGGAAAGGAAGGUUACUGUUUUAAAGGGUCUUCCUCUUUUCUUAUCCUUCACCAAGAAAAGGAUUUUCUUUUUAUCUAAUCUAUUCAUCCACUCACCUUUUGCUUUUUUCUCCUUCCCCAGAAAAAAAAAAAAAAGAAACCAGAGAGGAUUCUUAAGAUUCAAUUUUUUACAGAUUCCCUUCUAUAAUAAUCGGAGUCAAAAUCCCAUUUCCUCAAUUCCCAUCAUUUGAUACAUUCUCCCAAUUCCCAAAUCAAAAUCCUCAUAAUGCUUUUGCCAGGGUUGUUCCUUUUCUUUUCCUUGUUUUCCCUCGCUUUCUCUAAUGAACCGUUAAAUUCUCACCUUCUACCUCGGCCUUUGAUCCUUGAAUACCCGGAGAACAUAAUCGAAACUACCCAAUUCAAGCAAUUGGACAAUGAGCUCCAAUUGCAGUGUACCAGCUGGAGAUUUGCGGCGGAGGCUAACAAUUUGAAUCCGUGGAAAACGAUUCCGCAGGAGUGUGCAGAGUAUGUCAGAGAUUACGUGAUGGGAAGGGGUUAUCGACUCGAUCUCGAGAGGGUGUCGAAUGAGGCUGGAGUUUAUGCCAAGAGUGUCCAAAUGAGUGGGGAUGGCCAGGAUGCUUGGGUGUUCGAUGUUGACGAAACUUUGCUCUCCAAUCUCCCUUACUAUGCUGACCAUGGUUAUGGCUUGGAGAUUUUUGAUCCAGUGGAGUUUGAUAAGUGGGUUGGGAAGGCUGUGGCACCGGCUAUAGAGCCCAGUUUAAAACUCUAUAAGGAGGUUCUGGGUUUAGGCUUCAAGGUUUUCUUGCUAACAGGACGCAGUGAGAAGCAAAGGAGUGUCACUGAGGAGAACUUGAUCAAUGCAGGUUUUCAGGAUUGGGACAAGCUUAUUUUGAGGGCUUCUGAUGAUCAUGGGAAACUAGCGACAAUAUACAAGUCAGAGAAAAGAAGUGAAAUGGUGAAAGAAGGAUAUCGAAUUCUAGGAAACUCUGGUGACCAAUGGAGCGAUUUACUGGGUUCUCCUACGUCAAAUCGCUCAUUCAAGCUUCCAAAUCCUAUGUAUUACAUUCCUUGAAAGUGAAAAAUUCUUUGAAUUGUUUCUCUAAGUAAUUGUGCAUUAUAUAGGGAUCUCAAUAUUGUUGAAUGUAAAGGCAUCUAAUCUACUGAAGUAUUAUUAUACUGAGAAAACUUAUGAUGCCAUACAAAAUGCUUAUAGUAUAUUAUUUUGCACAAGCUUCUUACUUUGUGGAAACACCAAUUAAUUUGGCUUCUGGUGUUAGAGACACCUUAUGUGUGAAAAAUAAAGUUGCUUUCCUGGUGAA
Messenger RNA from Hevea brasiliensis (rubber tree), 1401 nucleotides. RefSeq names its product acid phosphatase 1. Bases 348 to 1154 code for a protein of 268 amino acids. Gene Ontology annotation, molecular function: acid phosphatase activity. Lineage: Eukaryota; Viridiplantae; Streptophyta; Magnoliopsida; Malpighiales; Euphorbiaceae. The transcript has 3 exons. The record is from RefSeq and is a predicted model, not a curated record.